AUGGCGGAAGACGAGGGCAACAGACCCCAUAACAACCGUCCUUCUCUCAAAAGUCAUAUUUCUUUUAAUAAUUACCCUAAAUGGAAAGACAAGCUUAGAGAAAAUUGCUACAAAAGAGUCCGUGAAGAUCGAACCCGUUUGCUUUGGAAAUUAAGAUUGCCUAAACCCAAUGAACAGCUUCUCAAUCACAAGGAUCUCAUCAAAUCAACUUUCCAGGAUAUAGUUUCUGAUGAAAUAAGCAAAAUCAAGGACUUGCCUUUGAACAGAGAUGGCGGAGUUCCAACUUUUGGCACUGCUUCUGAUGACAUGAUAUGGGAGUAUGAUGGUCUUCAUAUAGAUUAUCGAGGCGACUGUGAAGAAUUGUUGUUUGAAAUGCAAAGGAUAUUUUAUGAGGAUCUGAGGACAGAGGAAAGUUUGAAAGGGACAGAAAGAUUUAUCGAAACUUGGGAGGAUGAAGAAGAUGAAUAUUUGGCUCGUGCUGUAUAUGAGCACAUGCAACUCAAUGGUGAACAGGUAGGCAAGGAGGUUUGGUGCCCUGUUUGCAAACAAGGAGAGUUACAACAAAAUCGUAGCCUUAUUUAUUGUGAUCGGUGUAGACUUAAACUCAACAGAAGCAAUGAGAUUAGUUUGAAUUUGCUAAGGACGAGGCUGGCUGAAGCUCAUGCAGAGCAUCUUGAUAGGGGAUGCAGGUUAAAGCCUGCGUUUUCUGUUGAGACUAUAUUUGAACUAACUGCAUUGUACAUCAAGUGCCAAGGCUGUGAUUCAUUUGAGGUUGUAAUAUAG
Fraxinus pennsylvanica is the source of this 783-nucleotide messenger RNA. The record is from the annotation of a GenBank genome assembly. Lineage: Eukaryota; Viridiplantae; Streptophyta; Magnoliopsida; Lamiales; Oleaceae.